AUGCGUCCUUCUCCAGACCCUUCUGCCAUCUACGCGCUCAUCAACACACGUAACAUCUCGUGGUGCACAACCGCGCUCGACACCACAGCCUCUUCCCUGCGACACAACUACGUCACCCGCGUUCACGGGCGCUGCAUAUGCAGUGUCAUCGACACCGAGCUCGCCGCGCAGCCGAGCACGUCCUCCAUCUCGCAGCCAUCGCUCUGGCACGCCCGGCGCGACGUGCGGCGCAUCAUCUUCGGGACGUGGGCCCUCGUCGCGGGCUACGUCGUCUGGGGCGCGGUCAUCUUCCACUCCACGGGGCCGGGCCUGGGUGGCGGCGCCCAAGCUGACGGGUCCGUGCGCGUUGUGCUCGCGUGGUGGGUGUGGUACCCGGUUAUUGCGACCACGCAGGGCUCGUUGACGCUUGUGCUGCAUUUUGCGGAGGUCGUGGUGUCGAGUCUGAGGGAUGAGGCGACAUGGCGGGAGGCGGCGGGGGCGAGGGGGCCUUGGUUGUCGAGCAACCCGGUGCGCAAUGUGUUUUCGAGCUGGACGAGCGUGUUUUUGCUGGCUGCGAAGCCGUUCCUUCACUGGAUGUUCAGCUUAUGCUGCGACAUGGCGCUCAUUCAAGGCGAUUAUACGCAGUCAGAAUCUGAAGCCGUCACGAACAUGCAUUGGUAUCUCAGCAUGGGUGCCACUCAAAUAUGGAACCUCAGCAUCGCGCUCGACCUCUUCGCUGCGCUGCUCACGCUCCUCGCGCGCCAGCGGCCACAGGGGCCUCAGCCAGCUACGUAUGGACACAUUCAGACGCUUGCUAAUCUCGUUGAUGAGUGGCCAGCGGAUGGUGCUGAGAGGUUGUGGUGGGGGCAUAAGGGAAGCUACACAGUGGUCGGAAGCGGCUUCGAGUCGGGUGGGGAGAGUGCAAAAUGGUACCAUGCUGGGACAAGCGGGCGUCCUUUACCGCCUGUUAGGAUAGAGGGGUUGUAUGCGUAGACGAUAUGGGAGGUUCGGGAGAUGUAUGUUUUUUCAUCGGGAUUAUUUAUACG
Molecule: messenger RNA, 1025 nt
Organism: Coniophora puteana RWD-64-598 SS2
Lineage: Eukaryota; Fungi; Basidiomycota; Agaricomycetes; Boletales; Coniophoraceae
Exons: 4
Coding region: 1-972 (323 amino acids)
Source: RefSeq, a predicted model, not a curated record